Alosa sapidissima (American shad) is the source of this 1471-nucleotide messenger RNA. RefSeq lists its product as uncharacterized. NCBI's taxonomy places the organism in Eukaryota, Metazoa, Chordata, Actinopteri, Clupeiformes, Clupeidae. The record is from RefSeq and is a predicted model, not a curated record. The transcript is spliced from 5 exons. The coding region runs from base 218 to 715 and encodes 165 amino acids. Gene Ontology annotation, cellular component: cytoplasmic vesicle membrane.
CCUUGUGAAUGGAUGGCGAUGUGCAAGGCUGCAUGGUGAACAACGGCGGCUUCCUCGAUAGAGCUAGGCUGUCACAUCUGUUACGAUGCGUCGAUGAGUUGAACACGGAAAUAAACUGGAAUUCUGACCGAUUUGUUAGGCUAGAUAUUUUAACACGCAAAGGAAUAGUUGGAGUUGGAGUUUCAUCCAAUGUCGAAUUUUGCACUGUGAUGAGGAAAUGAAGGCAGUUAUCCUCGUCAUAAUUACAUUUUGGUUAUUCAAUAAGUCUGCAGCUGAUAAAAAGUACUGCUGGUACUUUGAAGGAGGUUAUCCCAUCUAUUUUAUCUGUAGGUCUUAUGAGGACUGCUGUGAUACCGAGUGCUGUGUACGAGCCCUUUCCAUACAGAAAAUCUGGUACUUCUGGCUGCUGUUACUGCUGGCCAUCCUGUUCUGCUGUGGCGUCGGCUUCUUGUUCCGCAGACGCAUUUACGCCUCGGCCAUUCCUGAAGAGGCCACUUUCGAUGUGUCCUUCACCAGCCAUCCAGUGUCAGCAACAGGGUUGCAUGAGACUGACCUUAACAGCUAUAGAGGACCACAGGGUCUACUCUUCUCCCCCCCCUACCCAGGGCAGCCCCAUGCUCUUCACCUUUCUGUCCCUUACGCUGCACCACCAGCCUAUAGCAGCCAGCCGCCCCCCUCUUAUGAGCAGGCAGUGAAGGACUCACAGAAGAGAUAGCCCUGCAUGGAGGCUCAAUGCACUCUUUCUCAUGGGCCAGGCAGUAGAGAGUUCAUCCAGUGGUGUGGUUGGAAGACACUUCAUUUUGUUUUGUCUUGUGGACAAGGUUCUUACAAAUGAUUCAGAAGCAAGUAAUUCAGUGUUACUAAAAUUCUACAAAUUACAGAACACAGUGAUAAAGUUGGUCCUUCUUUCAUGCAGCCUCAAUUUAACAUGGAAAGACAUAAGACAUGGCAUUCUUGGGAGAACAUUACUGAUCAUAGCCAUUGUUCAACCAUUGUGGAUUAACAGUAUCCUUUUUAGAUCAUGUUAACUGUUUUGGGCAUACAUUCACUAAUAAACGUUUUCCUUGUUGACACACACACACACACACACACACACACACACACACACACACACACUCAUAUCAUAUAGAAAGUGGUGAUGAAAAUGUGUACUACUUGUGAAAUACUUUGUGUUUCAGUGGGCUCCCUUGCCAAGUAAAAGGCCAUCAUCUCUCUUCUAAGAUACUCCUUUUAAAGGUAACAUGAAAGGAUGAUGAUGAAUGCAACCACAAGAUAAAUGUGGAGGUGGUGUGUGGUGGUUUAGCCCACAAGGGGUCACUGCAGAUCCAGUAGCUGGGACUCUGCUUCCGUUAAACUGAAUAGCACAACUCACUAUUUCCUAUUUUCCAAAGCUUUUGUGUCUAGUUUUGUUUGAAAACAAUGGACUGUAGAUUUGCCGUAAAGGACGUGCCACUAAAUAUGUGUGGUUAUA